Messenger RNA from Drosophila serrata, 816 nucleotides. RefSeq lists its product as uncharacterized. Gene Ontology annotation, cellular component: extracellular region. The record is from RefSeq and is a predicted model, not a curated record. Gene Ontology annotation, molecular function: chitin binding. Lineage: Eukaryota; Metazoa; Arthropoda; Insecta; Diptera; Drosophilidae.
AUGCAGAGGAUUACAGCGACCAUAGCCAUAGUGGCUUCUCUCGUAGCCCUUGUUGGCGCCCAGACCUGCCAGGAGUGCCAGGCGGACAACGCUGUCUACUGCCACAACCAGACCUCGUAUCAGAAUUGCAUGAAAAAUGCUGCCUUUGGAGAUAUCGUGAAUUGUCCCACGGGCACCGUUUGCUCAAAUUCCGGAGAUGUCUGUGUGGCUAGCUCCCAGGUGGAUGGCACCUCAGUCCUGGACGUAUGUGGAACCUCGGGCGGAAAUGGUGCCCAGUGUCAAGUAUGUGCGACAGAUGCCAAGUUCUCCUGUGUCAGCAGCACUCAGUUUGCACGGUGCUCCUCCAGCGGGGACCUCAUUACCUCCACUGUGUAUAGCUGCGACGCAGAUGAGGUUUGCAUUAUCGAUUCUUUGAGUCUUUUUGGGACUCUAUGUGUGCCCACUUGUGCUGCCGAUUAUGUGGGUAUGGAGGCGACGUGCACCAACAGUGUCUACCAGCCGAUUACUACUACAGCAGCGCCGACGACAACGCCCAGUGCCGACCAGAGGCAACAGGCCUGCAGGGAUGCGGAGCCCAGUUCCAGUCCCAAUUAUUUCUACACUCGAAAUUACGACGACUCCACGUGCAACAGUUAUCUGUACUGCCAAAAAUCUGGCACUGACAACUGGGUGUCCAUCUACAUGAGUUGUGCCGCCUCCAGGCCUUUCUUCGAUGUGAGCAUCGGCAGCUGUGUGGUGUCACGUCCCGUCAGCUGCUCGGAUACCACCACUUCUACCUCUACUGUUGCUCCAAGCGAAGUAAACAAGUACUUCUGA